UCACCUUCACUAACCUCAUUCAAAUUCACUAACCUCACGACCUCACCUCCACUAGACUCACAACCUCACUUUCAUUAACCUCACUUACCUUCAUUAAAUCACUAACCUCACAACCUCACUCACUUUCACUAACCUCACUUACCUUCACUAACCUUACUCAAGUUCACUAACCUCACAACCUCACUCACUUUCACUACCCUCACUCACCUUCACUAACCUCACUCAAGUUCACUAGCCUCAACCUCACUCACUUUCACUAACCUCACUCACCUUCACUAACCUCACUCAAGUUCACUAGCCUCACAACCUCACUCGCUUUCACUAACCUCACUCAUCUUCGCUUACCUCACUCAAGUUCACUAACCUCACAACCUCACUCACUUUCACUAGCCUCACUCACCUUCACUAACCUUACUCAAGUUCACUAACCUCACAACCUCACUCACUUUCACUAACCUCACUCACCUUUCACUAACCUUACUCAAGUUCACUAACCUCACAACCUCACUCACUUUCACUAACCUCACUCACCUUUCACUAACCUACUCAAGUUCACUAACCUCACAACCUCACUCACUUUCACUAACCUCACUCACCUUCGCUUACCUCACUCAAGUUCACUAACCUCACAACCUCACUCACUUUCACUAACCUUACUCACCUUUCACUAACCUUACUCAAGUUCACUAACCUCACAACCUCACUCACUUUCACUAACCUCACUCACCUUCACUAACCUCAUUCAAAGUCACUAACCUCACGGCCUCACUUUCACUAACCUCCCUCCCCUUCACUUAGUCUCACUCACCAGCUUGGAAAACCUCAUUAUUUUCAGUACCCUGGCAACCUCACUUCUCACCUUCAGGAACCUCACUCACCGUGUUGAUUUCCUGCAGCUCCGCCAGAUCGCAGCGCACGAGCCGCAGGGAGACACAGCCUCUGUGGGGACACAGAGCAGCCAGAGGCAGCGAUCCAGCUUCUUCCGAAGUCACAGUCGAGGACAGAUGAGCGAGUCGUCCUCCACUAAGUACGACCAGCGACGCUGCAGCACUAACACCAACAGUGGUCAGCAGGUGCCCAACCCCAGGAGUCGGGAAGUGAAGGCAGCCAAGAGCUUGAGCAUCAUCGUGCUCUUCUUCAUGGUGAGUUGGUUCCCACUGUACACCAUCAACUGUGUGCAGGCCUUCUGCACCGACUGCCAGGUGGAACCUAACCUCAUGUUCUUCACCAUCAUCCUCAGCCACCUCAACUCUGCCAUCAACCCCUUCCUCUAUGCCUACCAUAUGAAGGACUUUCGGAAUGCCCUUAAGAUGUUCAUCUUGCACCGUCUGCUGCGACGCCCAAUGGACUUGGAUUAUAUGUAUGGCCGCAGCUUGGUGUCCCAACACCACCACUCCAUCUACCGAGCAAACAUGACCUUACCCACUCACUCGUCCAGCCCACAUAUGGCCAAUACUCAAACCACGCCUUUGAUGAGCUCCCCAUCACCUCUCCCUGACACACCCUUGGAUGAGCUGAGAUCACAGUCCUCUACUGUAAGCAGUUAUGACCCUCUAUCCUCACGUCAUAAUAUGUCACCUUCCUCGUCCAUUCCUCCUGCUAUCAUGACGUCAUCAGAGGAUGUUCAAUAUCCUUCCUCACGCCCACGAGCUGCAACAAUUACUACACACACAUCUCCAGCCUCAUCUCGAACACGUUUAGUAUCAACUGGCAAUCAUUCACAGCCACUGUGUUCAGAUAAUUUUCCACAAACACUGAAUCCGAAAGAUGUCACUGCUUGGCGUGCUUCCACUCUCUCCCCACUUUCUACUUCAUGCACCUUGGGGCCCACAGUAUCCCAUCACCACACUAACACUCGGCCAAACCAUGAUAUGACAAUAUGUAUUGCUGACAUAAAUUUUACCUCAAGAGAUGCCAGUGCAACAUCAACCCACAGCUUCCAUUCAGCUAGCUGUGAUGGUGGCCAAAGUAUUAUAACUGAUACUAUGACACCGGAGGUAAUCACAGAAGCUUCAUUACAGACAAGCAACACCAAGUGUUGCCCAGAUUCACCUUCAACAACUAAGGUGGAGCAGAAGGAAACUGUCAUCUUUGCUCAACCAGUGUCAGGUGAGAGUGAUGUCAUAGCUACUCGCUCAUCGACAUACUCUUCUCAUACUUGCAGCUCAGUUCUUACUAAUAGUGAUACCAACAGUGAGGGCUUGAUAAAACAGGUAUUAUUAAGUUCUUCAUGCAAAGAACAUUUGAAUAUGUCCACUUUGAACAAAACCUCAUCAAACGAGACCUUAUACAGUAACCCUUUACUGGAUGACAUCAGCAUUUCUAACCAGAGUAAUCUUACCAAGUGUAAAGAAGAAAGACAUGGGGAUGAGUCCAAGAUCUUGUUAACUGAACAACAGGAUAAGAAAAUUCCAGUCAGGGAGUUUAUUGAACCAGACAGCAAUGAAGAAACUCUUCGACUCAUAAACCACACUUCCCCAGUGAUCCCUAAUGGCAAUGUUUGUAAUUUUCCAGCUAUGCCUGUGGAUGACAAAUGCAAACCAUUGCAUGAUGAGGAACCCUCAUCAUGCAAUGCUCCCACUCUUCCAUGUUUGGAGCCCACCACAGAGGAGAAUAAACUGGGGAACUGCCAAGAGAAGGCUGAUGACCGGACAAGUGAGCAGUCAUGUGUUUCCAAAGAGUUUGGUAAAUACCUCCCACAAAUAUUACGAAGGAGAGAAGGUGGUCUAAGGAGUAAAUGUUCUAAAAAGAAACGAAACUGGUGGACAGAACUGAUGAGGCAAAAAUCUUAUCAUGGAAUCUCAUUCGAAUUAAAAAGUUCAAAGCACAUGAAACGGGCCCAGAGUAUAAGUGGUGCUCUAGAUUCCUAGUACUCUAUUGACUUAGAUAUAAUUAUUUUUCUGUUUGAGUGUUAUAUGCUCUCUGCAUCUUCAGGAAGUAUAGCCAUCAGAACAUAUGUGGCAAAUUAUAUUGAUCUUGUAUUCACCCCGGCUAUUUACAGUAAUACUUCUUAAAAGAAAACAGUAUACAAGAUAAAUACCCAUGCAUACACCAGUGACCUUUAUAUACUGUACUGUGGAUGCUGGUGGAAAUGCAUUUGUGUGUAUUAUUUUCACAAUUUGAAUGUAUAGCAGAAUAGUGUAUUUGUAAAGUGAUAAAUAUACAUGAGGUCAGGAGCCACAAAUAAUAUGAUGCUUGUCAGCCUCCUGACUGUGACUUUCACUACUCAACACUUAGGACCCACCACCAGUUUUAUCAAACUCUUAUGUUCUGAAUUUCCCAAAAAUGAAGAAUAGCGUGCAUCUAACUAGCUAUUUGCGUUUCAUCACUCAGAUGACCAAAACCAUAUCAGCAUUCUAAUACCACAAAUGUAUUUGAUACUUUCAUCCACUGUUAGGGAAAACAAAUGUUAGAAUUUUUAAGAAUAUGGGACCAGAUAAUUAUCAAAUGUUGUGACAACCAUGUUCACAGUCACUACUUUUGCACUCCUUAUUUUCUAUCUAUUUGCCCAUCACUCUAUAUAGUGACAAGGCAUACUGAUCCUACUGUAAUUCUCUAAACUUUUGGGGAAAAUUACCGAAGACAGAAAUAUCAUUAAGUUUUAUUCAUGUUAGUAAAAACCUUAAAGCUUUUACUUUGUACCCAGGAGGAAAAAAAAAGUACAUUAUUUUUUCUUCUACAUUACACUAUAUCACAUUUAUUUAUCUGAGAAUAUUCCUCUCACUCUUUCUCCCUAACCACAGCCUUUGUCCAGCUGUCUUAACUGUCUCAGAAUUACAUUGCACAACAGAUUUUUUAAAUAUCAAACUUAUUUCCCAUUCUAUGUACAUUAACAACUCAAGUGCCACUUAACAGAACGUC
Molecule: messenger RNA, 3861 nt
Organism: Cherax quadricarinatus
Lineage: Eukaryota; Metazoa; Arthropoda; Malacostraca; Decapoda; Parastacidae
Biological process (GO): chemical synaptic transmission; G protein-coupled adenosine receptor signaling pathway; adenylate cyclase-activating G protein-coupled receptor signaling pathway
Cellular component (GO): dendrite; plasma membrane
Molecular function (GO): G protein-coupled serotonin receptor activity; neurotransmitter receptor activity
Source: RefSeq, a predicted model, not a curated record